AUGGUCAGCCAAGCACCCAAGGUCCCUGUAUGUGCCACGUGCGGGGAAGAGGGUCAUGCCAGAAGCAACACCCCAAAGUGCCGUUUCUAUAAGCCACUCUGGAGCUCUACCUUGCCUGGCUGUGGCCCAAACGAGCAAGUCAAGGCCGAGUACUCGAUCAUCAAGUGCACUCUCGAUGCCAUCAUCAAGAACGACACCUUGCACGACAAGAUCGAGGAGACUGUUCGGGCCAUGACACACGUGCAGUACGAAGCAUCUCGUCUCCUGGAGCUGCAUCUCAGGCGAUGCUUGGACGAGGGUAUCAUCCUCCCCACUGUGUCGUCGAGUGAACCCGCGUUUGUUCGAAAGUGCUUCAAUAUGGUGCAUACCGGAGCUACAGAUGUCAAGAAAGGCACGACCCAAGAAGACAGGCACCUCCUCGAGACCUAUGAGAUGCAACUGCGAGACCCACGUUCUCGAUCGAUACUGGUCCCUUCUACGCCGAUUCUGCAAUCUGGUCCUGGUUGCUCCCAAGGAUGUGAAACGGCACACACACGUCGACGAUU
This is a messenger RNA of Polychytrium aggregatum, 545 nucleotides long. RefSeq lists its product as uncharacterized. The annotation marks the transcript as partial. Lineage: Eukaryota; Fungi; Chytridiomycota; Chytridiomycetes; Polychytriales. The record is from RefSeq and is a predicted model, not a curated record. The transcript has 2 exons.